AUGCACUCCCAAGAAAGACUGGAGGUUUUAUUGGAGAAACCAGAGGCUGCAUCAAAACCAAAUGAAUCGUUACGAAAUAAUCGCCAGGACGAAGACGCCGGAGCAGCUUUUGUAUUGGAGUCUAAAGGAAAAUGGUGGCAUGCGGGGUUUCAUUUGACGACGGCAAUAGUGGGGCCCACAAUACUGACCUUGCCGUACGCAUUCCGGGGGCUGGGAUGGGGACUAGGGUUCUUUUGCUUAACGGUGAUGGGGGUGGUGACUUUUUACUCCUAUUAUCUAAUGUCAUUGGUGCUUGACCAUUGUGAGAAGGCUGGACGCCGCCACAUACGAUUCCGGGAACUUGCUGCUGAUGUAUUGGGGUCUGGCUGGAUGUUCUAUUUUGUGAUAUUCAUUCAGACAGCAAUCAACACCGGUAUCAGCAUAGGAGCUAUUCUGCUUGCAGGAGAAUGCCUCCAGAUUAUGUAUUCGAACCUUUCUCCCGGUGGUUCACUGAAAUUGUAUCACUUCAUAGCAAUGCUUGGGUUAUACGUUCCUCGUGGUUGGUGCUUGUAUUCAUGCUGGUACCUCCGAAAAUGCACCUCCAAGGGACUAUUCUUUGGAAUCUUCGGAAUCAACAAGGGUGUUCAAUGCAUUUACUUCCAUAUCCAUAAUAGCUGCCAUUUUUGGGAAUGGGAUACUACCCGAAAUACAAGCAACUCUUGCUCCACCAGCUACCGGGAAGAUGUUUCUGGAUACAGGGUUUUUGGGAACAAAUCUAAUUCAAAUAUACUCAAAAGCUUAAUGCCAGACGAGGGACCUUCCUUGGCUCCUGUACCUGUUUUAGGUCUCGCUGUUAUAUUCGUUCUCCUUCAACUUUUCGCCAUUGGCCUGGUUUAUUCUCAAGUAGCUUAUGAGAUAAUGGAAAAGAAAUCGGCUGAUGUGAACCAGGGGAUUUUCUCGAAAAGAAACCUGAUCCCAAGGAUUAUCCUUCGCUCACUAUAUGUGGUAUUCUGUGGAUUUUUUGCAGCUAUGCUGCCUUUCUUUGGCGACAUCAACGGGGUCGUGGGAGCUGUCGGAUUCAUCCCCCUCGACUUUGUUCUCCCAAUGCUUCUCUAUAACAUGACUUAUAAACCAUCAAAAUCAUCCAUCAAAUAUUGGAUCAACAACUCUAUUAUAAUAAUCUUCACAGGAGCUGGAUUAAUGGGAGCCUUUUCUUCAACAAGGAAGCUGGUUCUUGAUGCUAAAGAGUUCAAACUUUUUAGCAGUGAUGUUGUUGAUUGA
Fraxinus pennsylvanica is the source of this 1260-nucleotide messenger RNA. NCBI's taxonomy places the organism in Eukaryota, Viridiplantae, Streptophyta, Magnoliopsida, Lamiales, Oleaceae. The record is from the annotation of a GenBank genome assembly.